AAUCAAUGUCGGUGUUUCUUUAUUUCAGAUUGACUGUAAAAAAAAAAAAAAGUGAAAUGAUGAGGAGAAAAGGAGCAGGGUGUGAGCUUAACACCUGAUUAAGCCUUCAGUGAGACUGGUGAAGCUUGUGGAAAUGGCUGUUCAUUGUUUACUAAUGUCACUCUAUUGUGUGUGGAUAUUUGGGAAUGUAAUCGUCAUAGUUCAAUCAACUACCACACCAGACUACAACAUCUCAGGAGCAGUGGAAGUACCGCCUGGUUGCUGGUGCGUGUGCGAGUCAGAGGAGAGCAGCACACUGUCUGAGACAGAGCUCACAGUCUACCGAGAAAAAGUAUUCAUAGAGACCCAGAAAAACUUGCUUUUGGACAAAACAGCCCUCUCAGCCACAAAAAGAAUGAAAUACUCCGCCACUGACAACAGAAUAAUAGCGUCCACCUUUGGCUACACAGGUGUAGUGUCCCUGGUUCUAGUUUUUCUGAUCUUUAUAUGGAUGGACUCCACUUACCUACAUAAAUUCGCAGCCUCUUUGGGUCUGACAGUUGAUCCGAAAAGCAAAUAAAAGCACCGGAAAAUAUUUCAACAUUAGUUUUGUCUUAUCAUUUGGGUGUGUGUUUGUUAUCUUAUCUUAUAAAAUACAGACGUUACUUUAAAAGAAAUAAGAUGAUUACGUCCAACGC
Messenger RNA from Biomphalaria glabrata, 677 nucleotides. RefSeq lists its product as uncharacterized. NCBI's taxonomy places the organism in Eukaryota, Metazoa, Mollusca, Gastropoda, Planorbidae. The transcript has 5 exons. The record is from RefSeq and is a predicted model, not a curated record. The coding region runs from base 134 to 559 and encodes 141 amino acids.